GCGGGAGAUGAAGGGCCAGGAAAAGAGAAGCACAGUUGAUGAACGAAUACACAGAAAAGGGCUUCCAAUUUAGGGAUCGAAGUCACGAAGAAAAGCAAUCUUAAAACCAGAGAGAAAUAAAGGCGAUGCUGCUCCAUCUCCCUCCUAUCCGUCACACGAUUCCAACCUCAUCACCACUGCCCCGAUUUUGUUUCUCCAUUGCCGCAACGGACCGCCGCAUCAACUUCCUGAACUCUGCUGGAAGCGGUAGCGGUGGCCGCAGAUGGAAGUUUGCUGACAUCGAUCCAGGUGCCGUUCAGCAGAGGGUGAGCUCAUGGCUGUUCAAGGCGCAGACGUUAUUUUCAGACGUGGCCGUGCCGCUUGUGAAGCCGGGGUUGAAGCUGAAAUUGGAUAUCGAUGGCGAGUCACAGGAAAUGGACCUGGAGAUGUUUUUGUCUAUGGAGAUAACCGUUGAUCGAAGGACGCCGAACGGGUACCUCUCCCUUGCCGCCGCAGUCUCGAUAGAGCAGUUCGGGAGGAUGGUACAGGAUGAGCGGCUUGACUGGUAGAAAGAUGCAGAGGAUUUUCAAAGCUCUUGCACCUGAGGGGAUUCAAGAUGAUGCACGAAGUUUGGUAGAGUAUUGUUGCUUUAGGUACUUGUCAAGGGAUAGCUCUGAUUUCCAUCCUAACU
Messenger RNA from Phalaenopsis equestris, 670 nucleotides. RefSeq lists its product as uncharacterized. The transcript is spliced from 3 exons. Lineage: Eukaryota; Viridiplantae; Streptophyta; Magnoliopsida; Asparagales; Orchidaceae. Bases 126 to 548 code for a protein of 140 amino acids. The record is from RefSeq and is a predicted model, not a curated record.